AUGACUAAAUCAAAACGCGGGUCUUCACUCCCUCAGGCCCGCUCAUAUCACCACAAUCAUUAUCACCUACACAACAAACGCGCUGCGUCCUCCGAGAAUGUGCAUCACCACCACCGCCGCCAGGUAGACGAAGCUGAACCCAGCCCCACUCCCGAGUCCGCACCCAGUGCCGUGGCUUCUCAGAGAGUCGUCGUCCAGACCGUCUCCCUCAUACAAAUAGUUGAUGGCUCUGGUGCCCCAAUCGAAGUUCAGACUCACUACGCUCCUCCCGCCACCGUGUUUGUCGAUCCUUCGCCCAGCGCCAGUGCCAGCGCUGCCCUUGGCCUGUCCAUCGCCGCCAUAGGUCCCGACUCCUCGAGCUUAGAUGAAUCCUUGCAAUCGACUCCUGCGGCGACGACACCUUCACCCUCGCCCUCUGGUUCCGCCAUCAGUCAAGAGAUUCCCUUGACGACCGGUCCUUCAUCCUCACUGCCCGCAUCGGCGGUGCCAUCACCCUAUCUUUCCUUGAGCGCCCCGGUUAACUCAACCAUUCCAUUCCUUACCUCAACAAACUCAUCUUCAACAUCAGUCCUUACCGCAACCAGUUCUACAAGCCUCUUUUCCGGCUCUACAAGCGUAACGUCUUCAGUGCUUUCAUCGCUUUCUUCGACUUUUGAUUCAACUCUCAGUUCGGAUAGCUUCACUGCUACCAACACUUUCGCCACAAGCACAUCGACAGGCUCCGCUGAGACGACAGCCGCUGGAGAUGGAGGCAACGGCGGCGUCGGCGGCGUUGGAGGAGGCGGUCAAACAACGCCUUCAUCAACAUCCGGGGCCAGUUCAAGCAGCGAUACCUCAACCCCUUCGACUGGGACUGUUGUCGGCAGCGUAGUAGGAAGCGUAGCGGGCGUGGCGUUCAUCGUACUGCUUGCAUUUCUCGCCCUCCGGUGGAAGAAGAGCUCCGGCGGACGUCUUCGGCUAAGCGACAAUAGUGCGAAUGGCAAUCGGGGCAUUCUCACCGGUUCAGGGGCACCCGACGGCGGCAACAACGGUGGAAUGACCCAACAACGGUCCUUGACAUUCGGUUCGGCAGCGGUCGCAGGCGCGGUAGCCGCUGCCAAACCACCAUCUAGGAGAGCUAGCGAACCUUCUGAAACUGCUGAGAGAGGCUUUGUCAGGGUUGCUGGCAGGAAGCUGCCGUCGGUGCUCCAAUCCGGAGGCGACGGAUACACAGACCCACGGGAAGCCGCCGGGCAUGGGACCGCAAACGACGACGAAUCCGUUUACUACCGCGACUCCCAGGCCUUCUUCGACCCUAACGGUCAAGGACCGCCGAGGCUCGCGCUGGGUUCUCCCAUGAGGCCCGUUAGCGGUGUAAUUACCAUGCAACCGGGGCCGGCCCGGACACCGGUGACAGAAUCGGCCCCAUUUCCGACUCCCCCUCCUGACUCGACCCUCUCGCCGUUACAAGCCCCCGCGCGAGACCCCAUUGGCCGGUCUUUGACGUCACAGGACGGGUCGCGGGGCUCCCGAGGUUCGGCCUCCAGGUUCCACGAGGCCAUGUGA
This is a messenger RNA of Colletotrichum truncatum, 1545 nucleotides long. The record is from RefSeq and is a predicted model, not a curated record. Lineage: Eukaryota; Fungi; Ascomycota; Sordariomycetes; Glomerellales; Glomerellaceae.